This is a messenger RNA of Lycium ferocissimum, 741 nucleotides long. RefSeq names its product thaumatin-like protein 1b. Lineage: Eukaryota; Viridiplantae; Streptophyta; Magnoliopsida; Solanales; Solanaceae. The record is from RefSeq and is a predicted model, not a curated record. Gene Ontology annotation, cellular component: extracellular region. The transcript has 2 exons. Gene Ontology annotation, biological process: defense response. Bases 1 to 741 code for a protein of 246 amino acids.
AUGGGGGUAUAUUUCUCCAUUGCUGUUAUCUUCUCGGUGUUCUUCCUCUAUGGGUCAUAUGCAACCAAAUUAAUAGUAAAGAAUAAGUGUCCUCACAAAAUAUGGCCGGCUACACAGGCUAGUCAAGGAGCGCCAAUUCUGCUGAGAUUUGAAUUAGCAUCAAAAGCAUCACAAACUUUGAAUGUACCAAAUGCAUGGUCGGGAAGAAUAUGGCCGAGAUAUGUUUGCUCUCAAUAUGGAAGAAAUUUUACUUGUCUUAGCGGAGAUUGUCGUACUGGUCAAAUAAAAUGUAACGAUGCUGGUGGUAUUCCACCAGCAACCCUUGCACAGUUCACAAUAGCAAGGUGGUCUGGUGAAAAAGAUUUUUACUCUGUUAGCAUAGUCGAUGGUUUUAACCUACCAGUCUCUGUUAAACCUAUAAAUAGACCUGAUUGUUUAUCUAUAGGUUGUUAUCAAAAUCUUAACGACAUAUCUUGUGUAGAUAAAGUUGAGUUAGAAGUACGAGAUCAACACAAUAAUGUCAUUGGAUGCAAAAGCGAAUGUCUGGCGUUUCAUAGGGAUGAUUUGUGUUGCACCGGUUCAUAUAGUUCUCCACAAACAUGCAAGCCUUCGAGCUAUUCGAAAGAACUCAAAGUCUUUUGUCCUCAAGCGUAUACUUAUCCUUUUGAUGAUGCUUUAUUUACAUGUACAAGAACUGACUACCUGAUUACCUUUUGUCCAUGGGGACAGGGAGUUGCCUAA